Amblyraja radiata (thorny skate) is the source of this 2396-nucleotide messenger RNA. RefSeq names its product chloride anion exchanger. Gene Ontology annotation, biological process: sulfate transmembrane transport. Gene Ontology annotation, molecular function: secondary active sulfate transmembrane transporter activity. The coding region runs from base 1 to 2238 and encodes 745 amino acids. The record is from RefSeq and is a predicted model, not a curated record. Gene Ontology annotation, cellular component: membrane. Lineage: Eukaryota; Metazoa; Chordata; Chondrichthyes; Rajiformes; Rajidae. The transcript is spliced from 20 exons.
AUGGAUGGUGAGAAGGAGCAGUACGUGAUCACCCGAGCGGCCUACUCUGAGGUCAGCUUCAAGGCUCAACACCAACAAAUUGAGAGGUAUCACAAAACGCCCCUGGAUCACCUGAGGAUCUAUUUCAGAUGCUCCACUGCAAGAGCGAAGAGAAUCGGCCUCUCGUUGCUGCCCAUUGUCUCAUGGCUGCCAGCGUACAACGUGAAAGAAUGGAUUGUCAGUGACAUUGUGUCUGGUAUCAGCACUGGCCUCGUCUGCGUUCUGCAAGGUUUAGCCUAUGCCCUCUUGGUGUCAGUACCAGCUGGUUAUGGACUCUACGCGGCCUUCUUCCCCAUCCUGACCUACUUUUUCCUGGGAACAUCAAGACACAUAUCAGUCGGGCCGUUCCCGGUGGUAAGCCUGAUGGUGGGCACCGUGGUGGAGAGGAUUGUUACCGACGGCGAUGCCGGGGCCAACUCCACCAUUUUCCCCGCUGACAUGAGCAGAGAGGAUAGGCAAGUGUGGGUGGCUUCCUCUGUCACCUUCCUCGCCGGCAUCUUCCAGCUGGCUCUUGGAUUUCUCCAGGUGGGUUUCAUCGUCAUUUACCUGUCAGACCCGAUGAUCUCGGGCUUCACCACAGCCGCUGCCAUCCACGUGCUGGUCUCGCAGCUCAAGUUUGUCUUCCAGUUGAUGGUCCCCAGUUUCAAUGGGCCCCUGGCCCUGAUAUACACGCUGAAACACAUCUUCACGCAUAUCACGGAAUCCAACGUGGCCGACAUCAUCAUCUCACUCAUCGUUAUGGGCGUUGUGUUCGUCGUGAAGGAAAUUAAUGAUCGAUUCAAGUCCAAGCUCCCUGUGCCAAUACCCAUUGAGGUUAUCAUGACAAUAAUCGCGACGGGUGUCUCCUACGGUUUUAACUUUGAAGAGACCUAUAAAGUUGCCAUUAUUGGAAACCUACCCAGUGGCUAUCAGACGCCUCUGCCCCCCAACACCGCCGUCCUACAGCAGAGCUUCGGAGACGCCUUCUCAAUUGCUAUUGUUGGCUUUGCUGUUGCAUUCUCAGUGGCCAAGGUUUACUCCAUCAAACACGAUUACGUUAUCGAUGGAAAUCAGGAGCUGGUGGCAUUCGGGAUCAGCAACAUGUUCUGUGGGGCGUUCCGGGGGUUUGCGGCCAGCACAGCCCUGUCCAGGACGGCAGUUCAGGAGAGCACCGGCGGCAAGACCCAGAUCGCGGGCCUGUUGUCGGCUGUGAUCGUGAUGAUUGUCACGCUGGCCAUCGGCUUCCUACUGGCGCCUCUACCCAAGUCAGUUCUCGGAGCAAUUGUUAUCGUUAAUCUGAAGGGGAUGUUAAUGCAGUUCAGAGAAAUUGUAGUCCUCUGGAAGAAAGACAAGUAUGACUGCCUGGUGUGGAUCAUGGCCUUCAUCGCUGCCGUGCUCCUGGGCCUUGACAUUGGGCUUGGUGCCGCCGUCGGCUUUGAACUGCUGACUGUCGUCUUCAGGACCCAGUUUCCGCAGUGUUCAGUUCUGGCCAACAUUCGCGGCACGGACCUCUACAGAAACAGGAAGGACCACGUGAAUAUCUAUGAGCCAGAGGGAGUGAGGAUCUUCCGAUGCCCUUCACCAAUAUUCUUUGCAAACAUUGACUUUUUCCGGACUAAGUUGACAGAAGCUGUUGCGUUUAAUGCUCUCCGCAUUCUCCGUAAGAGGAAUAAAGCCAUUCGAAAAAUCAAAAAGAUGCUCCUGAAAGGAGACGACUCUGACAAUGAAGAUGAGAAGACUGCUGACGAUGUGACUGCAGCAACCGACACCCAGGACUUGCCACUGAAGAUUGACUGGAGGUCCCCUCUCCCGGGAGGGAUUCUAGUCCCCAGAGUGGACACACACAGCAUUGUCCUGGACUUUGCCGCUGUCUCCUUCCUCGACAUGUCUGCGAUGAAAGGCCUGAAUUCGAUCCUGAAAGAAUUCAUCAGGAUUGAGGUUGAUGUUUACAUUGCUGCUUGCGAUGGUUUACUACUGGAAAAAUUAGAAAGAUGUGGAUUUUUUGAUGAUGAAAUCACUCCAGAAAUCUUCUUCCUUACAAUCCACGAUGCAGUGCUCUGUAUAUUGGAAAAACACAACUCCAUCAAAACACUGGACCUCAGGAAUGGAAAGGUGAACGAGACCAGGGGGAAGUUACAUUCUGAAGGAGAGUUAAAAAGAGGGGAACCAUGGUGCCGUCGGAUACACAGUUCUGAGCUGGAAAAUGUAAAUAGAAGCUGACUCAGAAAGAACACAUCACGGUUUUGAAAACGAAGUGACAAUUAACGAUGACUAUGUUAUAUUAAUUUGCAGUCUUCCUGGGAAGAAUUUUAUCGAGGUUCCUUGGCAUCAUGCUUUUAAAAUAAUUUUAAUGUAUAUAUAAAAUAUAAAUAUUUUUA